GGGGAAAAAUUAAGACACCAAUUCUGGCCAGUUGACAGCGAAGAAAACAACACACAUAUUUACGAUUUCAAGUUAUCACUUUACUUAGUCAAUUCUGUUAUCGUAUGCUGUAUCCGUUUGUGAGCAAAACGGCCAAUUAACUUUAAUUGAACUACUAUACGGAAGACCGCCAGUUUGUCCGCCGCAAAUGCCAAUAUGCUGGUGCUAGUGUUAGGUGACCUACACAUUCCCCACCGGUGCAGCAGUGUUCCGGCCAAGUUUAAGAAGCUGCUAGUUCCGGGGCGUAUACAUCACAUCCUUUGCACUGGGAACCUAUGCAGCAAGGAAUCGUACGACUAUCUGAAAACGCUCGCCAACGAUGUGCACAUCGUGCGCGGUGAUUUCGACGAAAAUACCAACUACCCGGAACAGAAGGUCGUCACCGUGGGGCAAUUUCGUAUCGGACUUUCACAUGGCCACCAGGUUGUACCGUGGGGCGAUCCGGAAGCGUUAGCGCUUAUCCAGCGACAGCUUGACGUGGAUAUACUGAUAUCGGGGCACACGCAUAAGUUCGAGGCAUACGAGCACGAGAACAAGUUCUACAUCAACCCGGGCUCGGCCACCGGUUCCUAUAACCCGCUGGACACCUCCGUCAUACCGUCCUUUGUGCUGAUGGACAUUCAGAGCACGACGGUCGUAACUUACGUGUACCAGCUGGUCGGUGACGACGUGAAGGUAGAACGAAUUGAGUAUAAGAAGAAUUGAACGCUGUCAUCAAGCCGGCGCCAACUAGCAGAACCGGAGCAGGCCCAGCGAUAGGACGCGUCGAAUCGAAUAAUGAAAGAUGUGAAUUUAAAUAUGCAUAAAUAUAAUUGUAUUCGUGAAUGAAAA
Anopheles funestus (African malaria mosquito) is the source of this 870-nucleotide messenger RNA. It is a transcript of the gene Vps29, whose product is annotated as vacuolar protein sorting-associated protein 29. The coding region runs from base 196 to 744 and encodes 182 amino acids. Gene Ontology annotation, cellular component: endosome; retromer complex. Gene Ontology annotation, biological process: intracellular protein transport; retrograde transport, endosome to Golgi. NCBI's taxonomy places the organism in Eukaryota, Metazoa, Arthropoda, Insecta, Diptera, Culicidae. The record is from RefSeq and is a predicted model, not a curated record. The transcript has a single exon.